Oncorhynchus nerka (sockeye salmon) is the source of this 1062-nucleotide messenger RNA. RefSeq lists its product as uncharacterized. The record is from RefSeq and is a predicted model, not a curated record. Lineage: Eukaryota; Metazoa; Chordata; Actinopteri; Salmoniformes; Salmonidae. The transcript has 7 exons. The coding region runs from base 136 to 759 and encodes 207 amino acids.
UGAUAAAAUAAACACAGAGGGGCUGCUAGGAUUCUUCCUCUAUAAAAGCAUUCUAACUAAGAUGUGGCGAAAGACUGGGUAUUGGUUUUAAAGGGGAUAUUUGGACAAAGCGCAACCACAGCUCCCUUCAACACCAUGGCUCGUUCCAAGUCAUCCGGGACCUGCUGUAACCUGGUGAUGGCACUGCUGACCCUGUGGUCCAUGGUCUCCCUCAUCGUUAUCGUGGUGUGGGCCACCUCUCCUCACAUGAAGGGCGUGUCCCAGUGCAACGUAGCCCAACAGUCCCUGACGGAGAAGAUGGAGGGGGCGAAGGUUGUGUGGGAGAAGGAAAAGCAGGCCUUGCUGGAGUCUGUAAGGCUGAGCCAGGAGAACCAAACCACACUGCAGCAGGAGAUGGAGGUUGUCGUUGAGAGACUGAGAGAGAAUUACGUGUCCCUGAGCCUCAGCCUGCAGGAGAAUGCGAUGCUGCAUGCGAAUGAAACAGCACAAAGGAGGGCUAUUUUCCUGCACAGAGACACACAGAGAAAUAUGUCCCUAGAUCUGAGUCUACAGAGAGACCAUUUUGAGUGGUUACGAUUCAACUUCACCCAAGCUGUCCACCAGUCCCACUCCUGCUCUGCUUCAUGUGAUGCUUCAACUAGCCAGGCGGUGGCAGCAAUGAGUCAAAUGAAAGCCUGCGAGUCCAGCAAACACUAUAUGAUGACACAAAUGGAAAGAAGAGGUUGCAAGAUCAAUGGAUUGUCAUCCAGUACUUUUUGACUGUGAGGAGAGAAAUAUGAUGGCCACAUUGUUAAUCUGAAGGGUUUAUUAAUUCAUGUGAUUAACACAUACUUACUUCACCGUGCUCAGUGUGUACUGUUAUAUAUUAUAUAUUUCUGUAGGGUUGGAAACAUGUUGCACUGCUUUGCCAUGUGUCUGUGUUGUGUUAUUCCUCUGUGGAUAAAACACUCCUGGCGGUAGAUCAGCUUUAACAUUACAGAUAGAUGGUGGGUUCUAUCAAUGUAAUUGUCUGCAUCAUUUCUAAUCCCCCUUGUAUUUUUCACAAUACAGUAUUACACUCAU